ACUUUUUCGUCUACGUUGUUGGUCGACGUAAGAAAAAUUUGUCGUGAGAGCUUUUUAUUUUUUUUUAGUUUGAAAAAAUAAAUUUUAUAAUUUUUUCUUGAGCGUUUCUAAUUAAUAUAAAUCUGUUUAACUCUAUUCAAAAUUAACAAAUCUAUUAAUUAAAUAAUAUGAAAAACUUAAAAGAAUUAAUAAAUCAAUUCAAAUACGGGAAAUAAAAAUCGUGUGAAACUUUGGUUGGGUGAACGAAAAAAAAAAAAUUGAUCACGGAAAAAUCGACACCCAACAGUAGAAGCAGCAGCAGCGACUCCAACAGCUCCAACCAGCAGCAACAACAAAAACAACAACAACAAUCAUGUCAAGUAGCGAAGAGAUGCUCUAUGUGAAGGGUGCCCGAGUAUGGAUACCAAACGACGAAACGGUCUGGGAAGGUGCUGUUUUAGAACAGGACUACACAAAGGAUUGCAAAGAACUAAACGCAUACAAAGAGAAUGGACAUCAACAGAUAACGAUAAAAUUAAAAUCUGCAAAUGAUUUGCCACCACUGCGAAAUCCAACCAUUCUAAUAGGGCAACAAGAUUUAACCGCUUUAUCAUAUCUCCACGAACCGGCAGUUCUGCAUAAUUUGAAAGUGCGCUUUCGAGAACGUCAGUCCAUCUACACAUAUUGUGGUAUAAUAUUGGUUGCCAUCAAUCCAUAUGCCAGCCUGCCUCUAUAUGGCCCAGAUAUUAUACGUGCGUAUCGUGGACAUUCAAUUGGCGAAUUGGAACCACAUAUAUUUGCUCUUGCCGAAGAGGCAUACACAAAAUUAGAACGUGAAAAAUGUGAUUUAAGUAUCAUUGUUAGCGGAGAAUCAGGAGCUGGUAAGACUGUGUCUGCCAAAUAUACCAUGAGGUAUUUUGCCGCAGUUGGAGGUAGUGAAUCAGAGACUCAAGUCGAAAGAAAAGUACUGGAAUCCAGUCCAAUUAUGGAGGCAUUUGGUAAUGCAAAGACCACACGAAAUGACAAUAGUUCAAGAUUUGGCAAAUUUACAAAAUUGUUAUUUAAAAACAAUAUGGGAGUGAUGAAUUUGACCGGAGCCACCAUGCAAACUUAUUUGUUAGAGAAGUCUCGAGUUGUUUAUCAAUCUCCUGGCGAGAGAAAUUAUCAUGUAUUCUAUCAGCUAUGCGCAGCCAGGGAACAACAUCCGGAAUUGAUGCUGGACCAUCAAGAUAAAUUCAAUUACCUCAACAAAGGUAAAUCCCCAGAUAUUGAACGGGUUUCUGAUGUUGAUCAAUUUAAAGACACAGUUCAAGCAAUGGCCAUACUGGGAUUUGGCACAACACAGAUCUCGGAAAUACUUAAAAUUCUUGCUGGUAUUCUUCACCUGGGUAAUAUACAAUUUGUAAGUAAAUACAAACAGGACUCCAAUGAAAUCGAUCCUGAUGCCUGUGAUAUAAUGCCAAAUGACUUGCCCUUGCAUAUAACCGGUGAAAUGUUGAGCAUUAAUGCCGAUGACUUGCGCAAAUGGUUAAUAACACGACAAAUUGAGUCGUACAAUGAAAGUGUACUCAUUCCCAAUAGUAUAGCUGCAGCCGAAUCAGCUAAAGAUGCAUUAGCCAAACACAUUUAUUCCAAGCUCUUCCAAUACAUUGUCGGUGUGACAAACAAAAGUUUAAAUUCAGGUCGUAAGCAAAGUUGUUUUAUUGGUGUUCUUGAUAUUUAUGGUUUUGAGACAUUUGAUACAAAUUCUUUUGAACAAUUCUGCAUAAAUUAUGCAAACGAAAAACUUCAGCAGCAAUUUAAUCAACAUGUUUUUAAAUUGGAACAAGAAGAAUACUUAAAAGAGGGUAUAGUUUGGACGAUGAUUGAUUUUUAUGACAAUCGGCCUUGCAUUGAUAUGAUCGAAUCCAAGUUGGGUGUUCUUGCUUUGUUAGAUGAGGAAUGUAGAAUGCCAAAAGGAUCUGAUGAAUCAUGGGCUGGCAAACUUAUAGAUAAAUGUUCAAAAUUCCCACAUUUUGAAAAACCAAGGUUUGGUAAAACAAGCUUUCUGGUUAAACAUUUCUCGGACACAGUACAAUAUGACGUCCAUGGAUUUUUGGAGAAAAAUCGAGAUACGGUUUCCAAGGAAUUAGUUAAUGUUGUUGCCCAAUCUGAAAUGGAUUUGUGUAAACAAUUGAUGGAACUUGAAGAAACAGAUACGUUAAGUGAAGCAAAAACUACCGCAGUUGGUGGUAGGGUUGUAAUUAGUGCAUCAAAGCAAACGCUGCCAGUGGACAGACAUAAACGAGUUACUCCGUCAAAACAACAUAAAAAAACAGUUGGCUCACAGUUUCGUGAAAGCUUGUCUCUACUUAUCUCAACGUUACAUUCCACAACACCGCAUUACAUUCGUUGUAUAAAGCCAAAUGACGAAAAAAUCGCCUUCAAAUGGGAAGCAUCAAAAAUAGUUCAACAAUUGCGAGCUUGUGGAGUUCUGGAAACAGUUCGUAUAUCUGCAGCAGGUUUUCCAUCUCGCUGGUCUUAUCAUGAAUUCUAUACUCGUUAUCAACUACUUUGCCAUCGAAAGCAUCUCAACAAAAGUGAUCUUAAGACCUCAUGUGAAAAUAUUGUAAAAAAAUGGAUUCACGAUGAGGAAAAGUUUCGUUUUGGCAAUACGCAAAUAUUCUUUAGAGCCGGGCAAGUUGCUUAUUUAGAACAAGUUCGUAUGAAUCUUCGAAAAAAAUACAUCAUCACUGUACAGGCUGUGGUUCGAAAAUUUGUCUAUCGCAUGCGAUUUAUACGUAUCCAAAAAGCCGUACUUGGCAUACAAACAUUUGCUCGGGGCUAUAUGGCGAGACAAAAAGCACAGUCUAUACGAGAGAUGAGAGCAGCUCUGGUCAUUUCGAAAUAUGCUCGUGGCUAUGUUUGUCGACGACGGUUUCUUAAACUUCGAUUUUCUGUUUGUGGCAUUCAACAAUACGCUAGGGGAAUGCUGGCACGACAACGUUUCAGAUUGGCCAUGGAUAAUCAUCAAGCUACACAAAUACAACGUUUCUGUCGUGGUUAUUUGGCUCGCCAGGCUUAUAAUAAAAAAUUGCGUAGUAUUAUCGUUUGUCAGUCGGCGAUUCGAAGGUUCUUGGCACGGCGUCUUUUCAAGAAAUUGAAGGCCGAAGCCAAGACUAUUUCUCAUAUUCAGAAUCUUUACAAAGGUCUUGAGAAUAAAAUCAUAUCACUACAACAGAAAAUUGAUGAGUUGAACAAGGAAAAUACACAAUUAAAGUUGAAAACAACAGCCAUACCUAUGUUGAAAAAUCAACUCGAUCAGAAAAAGAACAUCGAAAACCAAUUGAAACAAUUGAAAUUGCUGCUUGAAGACAAAGAGAAUGCUCUACUAAUGCUUGACAAACAACUCGAAACUGAGCGCGAUGAAAAAAUGCAACUCCUGGAAGAAAAGGAUCACGAAAAAGAAGAAUGGUCCAAGCAAAAGCAAACCUGGCGUAUUGAAAAUGAAGAACUUCGCAAACAAGUUGAUGAGAUGAUCGAAUUGGCCAAAAAAGAGGAAAAGACUUCACUCUAUCGUUCACGUAUUCUAUCAGAAGUCGAUAUGAAUGAAGUACAUGAAGCCUAUCAACAAGCAAAGAAAGACAAAGACUUUUUGGAAGGUGAAAAUUACUUACUUAAAGAAGAAAUAAGUCGUUUACAGAAAGGUAAUGGAAAUACUACCGAAUAUUCGAAUCAUACGAGGUCUUUGAGUAAUGCAUCGAGUCAAAAUGAAGAAGACUUUGGCUAUGCAUCAGCUAAGAAUACUCUAGAACCUAAACGAAGCCAUCAAACUACCUUUGAUAGUAACAAUCAAUCAUCAAUGGAAUCGUAUGCAAAGAUUGAAGUGACAUCAACACCGAAGAGUGAGCAAACAAGUUUAAUAUUGAAAUUACGAGGUAUAUUGGAAGAAGAAAAGAAGAAAAACAAAAUGUUGGUUGAUAAAAUGGAAAAGCUGAUCAACAGAAACACAUCUUCUGAUGAUGCUUUGAGAGUUACUGAGUUGGAGGUUGAAAAUGAGAAAAUACGCCAUGAUUAUAGUUUAUUGCGAAACAGUAUAAACCGGGGUGUUGAAAUGCAGGAACUUGAAGCUCAACAAAGUGCCCUUCAAGAAGAGCUUAAAAGACGUCGUGAUGAGUGCAUACAACUCAAGUCUGUACUACAGCAACAGAGUCAGUCAUUGAAAUCAUUUGGUGGUGCUAAACCUACGGGCGGUGACAACACUUUCCAAGAAAAUUCCGAACUUCUAGAAGCAUUCCAAGCACAGAAGCUUGUCAACAGACAACUCGAAUCAGAACUCAGUGCCCUGACCGAGGAGAACAAUGCUCACUUAGCUGAACUAUCCCGACAAAUUGAUGAACUUCGCAAUGAAAAGACCAAUCUUCAAAAUAUCCUACAAAAAGGCGUUGAAGAUUACGAAGAAACUAACAUUGAGUCUGUUCGUCAAAAUGAGCGUUACAUAAGAUACGAGUUAGAAAAAUCAUACAUGGAAUACACAAAACUUCAAGAGGAAAUGAAUAUUUUGACUAAAAAAUACGAAGAUGCCAAACGUACUAUUCAUACAUUGACUCGUCGUCUUCGUGAGCAUGGCAUAUCGACUACAACUACAAAUCAAGAAGAAUCCAAGGUUGUGUCGGCGUCUGUUGUGAAAAAGAAAUCACAUCAUUACAAAGGAAUUCUAAAAUUCAACAAAAGUGAUCUCGAUAAGAUACACCAGCGUCUUAUAGUUGGCCUAACACCUCGCGUUGCCAUUGGCUUAUUGCCAGGUUUACCUGCUUAUAUUCUAUUCAUGUGUAUAAGAUAUACUGAUUUGUUGAACAGUGAUGAUAAUGUCCAAAAACUGCUAGCAAUGUUUGUGAAUCACAUGAAGAAAGUCCAUAAGCUUCCAUGUGCCACCGAAAACAAAGUCCUGUGGCUGGUUAAUUCACUUACGCUUCAUAAUCUUCUGAAACAAUAUGGCAAUAUUGAGGAAUAUAAUCGCUUAAAUACUCCCCAACAAAAUCAACAGCUUCUUAAUAAUUUUGAUCUCUCCGAAUACCGAAAAAUCAUAUAUGAUAUUAUUGUUGGUCUAUAUGAUAGUUUAGUGAAACAAGUGCAAGCAUUGAUAAAGCAAUUCGUGGUGCCGGCGGUUCUUGAUCACGAUGAAAUAAAACAUGGACAGAAUCAAGGUAAUCGCCGGACAAUGUCUUUGGAAGGUUCACCUGAACAUGCAAAGAUAUCUGCACCCAGAUUGCUCGUCAAUCAGCUGGAGCACUAUUAUAAGCAGUUUCACUUUUUCGGACUACACAUUAGCUAUACGGAACAAAUAUUCUAUCAAUUAUUGUAUAAUAUUUGUGCGAUAGCAAUGAAUACGCUUAUGUUGCGUGGCGAUAUUUGUAUGUGGGAGACAGGUAUGAAGAUCAGGUAUAAUGUAACAUGUCUGGAAGAUUGGGUUCGCGAGAAGAAAAUGUCGGCUGAUGUAACGAAACCACUGGCACCUUUGAUUGAUGUUUCACAAUUGCUGCAAUCGAGAAAAACCGAACAGGAUGUAGAUAGUGUAUAUGAAUUGUGUAAUUCACUUACCACUGCACAAGUUCUUAAGAUGAUAAAGUCUUAUAAUUCGGAUGAUUGUGAAAGAGAAAUAAGUAGUGCGUUCAUUGAGACACUCACUGAUAAGCUCAAUAAUAGAAACAAGGCACGAAAUAAUGAAUUUACCAUGGACCAAGAAUUUAUCCAUCCCGUCAGGGUUGUCUACAACUAUAGUGAUGUUAAACUUGAAGACAUUGAAAUACCCAAACAACUGCAUCUCGAUGAAAUUCUCACAAAGAUCUAAAAGCUUUUCAAAAUUUUUAAAGAUUUAAAUAAUUUGUUUGUAUGGAACUCAAGUUCUAAGAAAUACAAAACUAGUGAGACAAAAAGAAUGAUGACACAAGAAAUCGUAUUAUGUAUUAACCAAAAUUGAGAAAAAAGAAAUAAUAAUAUUUUUUAUUGCCAUUUAAAUAUUUUAAGGUUCGAUUGUUUGUCAAAACUUAAAAUAUUUUCGAAUUAUUUUUUUAUUACAUCGAAAAUGAAGAUUUUAUUUUUAGUUUUAAGAAAAUAUACACAUAAAUAAAAAAAAUAUUAAUAAUUUCUAUAAGAGAUUAAGUUAUUUAA
Episyrphus balteatus (marmalade hoverfly) is the source of this 6129-nucleotide messenger RNA. It is a transcript of the gene didum, whose product is annotated as unconventional myosin-Va. NCBI's taxonomy places the organism in Eukaryota, Metazoa, Arthropoda, Insecta, Diptera, Syrphidae. Gene Ontology annotation, biological process: vesicle transport along actin filament; actin filament organization. The transcript has 22 exons. Gene Ontology annotation, molecular function: actin filament binding; microfilament motor activity; ATP binding. The record is from RefSeq and is a predicted model, not a curated record. Gene Ontology annotation, cellular component: actin cytoskeleton; cytoplasm; myosin complex. Bases 353 to 5809 code for a protein of 1818 amino acids.